Molecule: messenger RNA, 1902 nt
Organism: Trypanosoma conorhini
Lineage: Eukaryota; Euglenozoa; Kinetoplastea; Trypanosomatida; Trypanosomatidae
Product: ABC transporter-like protein
Exons: 1
Coding region: 1-1902 (633 amino acids)
Biological process (GO): transmembrane transport
Cellular component (GO): membrane
Molecular function (GO): ABC-type transporter activity; ATP hydrolysis activity; ATP binding
Source: RefSeq, a predicted model, not a curated record
AUGGCAGUCCCAGUUUUGGGCUCGGAUGGCGUGCUGCUGUUUGCUCUACAUUUUUGGCGGCCGCACGUCAACAUCAUUUUGCUUGCGGCGUUCUUCGUCCUGCUCUCAACGGGCCUGAGCAUCUGCAUCCCACAACUCGCACGGGAGGUGGCCACCUUCAACGGCGGCAACAGCACCGAGGCCGUGCAAGGGGAUUGGUUUUUGUCCUCCGUGUCUAUUCCCGCCCCGGCAAGUCUGGUGGGCCGCUGCGUCGCCAUGGCUGCCGUCGUUGUCGCCUACCAUGCCACCUCCUUCCUGGGACACAAGUCAGCCUACACCGCGGGGCUGCGAAUUCACAACACCAUUUUGGAAAUCGUUCUUGUGGCCGUACUAGCCACUCCGCACUUGGACCGCAUCGCAUUGGUGAGCCCCGCCAAACUGUCACAAAUCAUCCUUUCCAGCGCAAAAACGUCGGCGGACGUUGUAGGCGCACUGCUAACGGAUGUUCUUUCCUCGCUAUGCGCUACAGUGUUUCUCCUCGGUAUGCUUCUACACAUGUCUGUGAAGUUGACAGUGACUAUAGUUCUCAUGCUGGCGAGUUCCCAGCUCGCACUGCGGCAACUGCAUCGGCACAAUCAGAAUUGCAAGAAAGAAUUAUCCCUCGCAGAGUCUGAUGUGCAAGCCCUAGCAACAAAUGCUCUUCAACGCAGUGCGACUAUUCGGGUCUUUAACGCAGAGUCAGUUAUAUUGGGCGGUCUAGAGAAGCGUCUACAACGGUUACACGAAGUAAACUUAGACGUGAUAACUGUGAUACAUGGGCAGGCUGGCUUGUCGUCUGCGGUAAUGGGGCUUCUUUUUGUCCUGGUGCUUGGUGCGACAAACACCUAUCGACAACGUGGUGAACUAGACAUGAUCGAUAUUGCCAUGUACUACAUGUUGCUUUUUCAGUUCAUCAAUAGACUACAGGGCAUACAACAUGACUGUCAUAGGACGCAUGUGCUUCUCGAGAGCCUGGGGUCCUUGCGACAAUUGCUCACUUGGUACGACGUGGAACACGUUGUCUGGAAGCGGCUUGCAGAUUGCAGUUGCCGACGAUCACCGCCAAUAACAGUGAAGGUUUCCUCGACACAGUUGAAAAAAGAGCUUGCAGCCGCGGAGGGAACGGGUACAGGCAUAGAGUUAGAUGGCGUCACGUACGUUUAUCCGGAGGUUCCGGCGUUUCUCUUGGACCCAUCAGAGGCCAAAGCGAAAGAGAAGAGGGCAGACAGCAUGAACGGCAUUCACAGCCAUGUCCUCAUGCCUCCCCCUUCUGCCGCAUCAAACGGAGUGCAUGACGUUAACCUCACGAUACCCGCAGGUUCAAUUACCGCAAUCUAUGGACCCAGUGGCUCUGGCAAAAGCACCUGCCUUCGCCUCCUCGCUGGUUUGAUACAGCCGCACAAAGGCCAGGUUAAAACACAUGCCAAACUCGCCCUAUUGGAGCAAGAACAAGCCAUUCUCUUUGGAAGUAUUGCAGACAAUAUUCUUAUGGUGGAUACAAGUAGGUUGAGCCGACAGGAGAGGGCAAAGGCGCGCGACGAGGUUAACACCGCCAUGCGACGCAGUGGUUGCGACAGGUACGUCAAGAGCCCCUUCCAGACGCUCAUACACAGCCCCGACAAGGCGCAGUUCAGUGGAGGGCAGCUCCAGCGCAUCUGUAUGGCACGCCUAUAUGCGCGCACAGAAUGCACACUACUCUUACUGGACGAGCCAACAACAGGAUUAGACGCCAAAAGCGUUGAGACUCUGAUCGAAACCUUGAAAGUACUCAACAGCGUUCAUAAAAAAACUAUUGUUUUUGCCACGCACGACAAAAGGCUGCAGAAGAUGGCGCAUCGCACUAUCGAUAUAAGCUUGGAAGAAAAAAAAACCAUUGCAACAUGA